Messenger RNA from Caenorhabditis auriculariae, 6868 nucleotides. The record is from the annotation of a GenBank genome assembly. NCBI's taxonomy places the organism in Eukaryota, Metazoa, Nematoda, Chromadorea, Rhabditida, Rhabditidae.
AUGCGUCACGGUCAGCCAGGUAAUUUCUAGCGGAUUUCUUGAAAUAAUAAAGAAUUGGUUGAGGUUCGUCUGCACCGAACUCUCUACACAUGAGUUUCCGGAACCCAAAUUUCCCACCAAAUUUCAUAAACGCCGAAAAUGUGCUUGAAUACUUCUGCAAUCCGGCUAACACCUUCUAUGACAUGGCAUCCUGCAAUCAGCAGAUCAAAAUGCAGAAUAUCAAUCGACCUGUUGAAGAGUGUUUGCUGUAAGUUUCCUUUUCAAAAUCAAACUGGCGAAUAGAAGAAGUUUUUCAGGAAUAUGCCAGGCAUUCAAUACGUUCUCUGGAGCUCACAACCGCCGCUUUUCGUCAUUUGCAAACAACGAAGAAACAACACGCAGAACGGUUUCCGAAUCGAGCAAUAGCUAUAACGGAUAAUUCCUCGCUUCAGUAACACCAUUAGCAUAUUACUACGUAAUAAACGGGCUGAUCCAUCAAGCGCCUGAUAUGCAUUCUUUGGUGCAGUCGAGGUUGUUAGGUGCGAUGGAACCUCUCAAAGACGCCUUCGAGACGGUUCUCAACUAUGCAAGGUGAAAACUUUCGGAGAUCAGUUCAGUUUUUGGAUCUCAUCUUGGGUCUGACAUUUCAAGCUAUCUGUUCAGAUAUAACGCUGCAAAAGGAUACUAUUGGGAGUUCAGAAGCGGAAAACAUCCUUUGAGAAACAACAGAGACGAGCCUAAGGUAGUUUUAUCAGGCUCGGGAACAAAGAAAACAUCUCGAACAGGUUCAAAAAGAGGAAGAAAAGCCGCUGGAGGCGCGAAGUACGAACUUCCAGCAAACGAGGACGGCGAUGCUCAUUCAGCAGUUGUUCGCUGAAAUGCCGGCCGACAGCGCUCUUGAGAUUCUGGUUCGUUCUUUUAUUCAUAGGAAUUUGAAGAGAAAACAUUCUUUGGACAUCAUUCUUUCCUAUUUUUGUUAUUUUGGAACAAACAACAUUUUAAAAAAUCUCUUCCGGCGGUAAAAAUUGAUAUAGGCGAUCUACGAUUAGAUCGGGACAAAAAUGGUCCAAAAAUAACGUAACUUGCGCGCUUCGAGUUUUUUUGAGAUAGCUUUCGAAGAAUUUUACCCUUUCUUUUUUUUUCUUCCAUCUUUUUUGGAAUUGGUUUCGAUUUUUUUUUUUGUAAUACUUUUGAAAUCGCAGAAUAUAAUGAAGAAUCAAUCUUGUACAAGAAGCACUCUGAAAAAAAGAAAUUCGGUAUAUUUUUAUUCUUUGGUGCGACUUUUUCCAAGAGCUACGGCAAAAAAAAUAAUGAAAAAAAUUUUCAAAUUUCCUAGGCAAAAUUUUUCAAUAAAUAAGUUUCGAGAACUACUUCACCGUUCAAGAAUAAAAGAAGAUCGUGUAUUUUUCGCAACAAUUUGACUUCAAACUUAUCGACUUAAACGGCAUCGUAGUUGAAGAUUAGAUUAGGGAAAGUUUUCAUUCUUUUCAUAAAAUCGAUUUUUCAAGUUAUUCUUCUGCUUCUCUGCUCUUUAUCCUUACUUUCUUCAUUCCUUUUUGAAAUUUUCUCAGAAUUUUCCGCAUAAUACCUGGUCAUUUAUACCAGUUAUUAGAACCGAGAUUGAAAGGAAAUCAAAAAACGCCUAGUUUGAAAAUAGCUGUUAUACUUCAAAAAUAAUACUAUUAGAAUAAUCUCCAUUCACCUAGGAUAAUUUAAAAUAGAAACUCCGCACACUCAUAAUCUCUUUCUUCGCUUUUCGGUUUCAAAUGUUUCUCAAAUGGAUACUUCACGAGAGAUUCUUGCCUCAAAUUAUACCAUAAAUCAAUUUUUUAUUGAUCAAAACAGCGAAGAAUUAGUGGAAACCGUAAAAUGUUGAGGAGCCGAAAGCGGAAGGAGAGGCAAAGGCCGAUGAGAUGCCUGCGACUGCUGAACCGGCAGCAGCAGCUGCACCUCCGCGUGGGAACGUGUUCGUCGAACCGGCAAUUAAAAAACUAUAACACAUUUAUGUACAUUACCAGCUAUUUCCAAUUCUCUCAUAUCUCACGGGCAGAAUGUUGUUUUGCUACGAAAUCAUUCGGCAAGUCUCAUAAAGCAAAAAAGUCAACAAAGUCUCGAGAUGCUUGUGCAUGAAACAGAGAAAUCGACGGAAGUGCCAAACGUGACUGAAAUGGUAAUGAAGCGUCUUUAUCGCAAACGACCGCCCUUUCGCCGCCUGUCGUCGUUGGAUUGAAAAGGCGGCGGACGUGAUGUCAGCGGUGAAGUGCCACCCACGCGAACUAAUCCAAGCUCGAACCGUUGCGAGUUGGGCGAUCGGGAAUUUUCUUCGACGGCUCAGCGUGCCUGAAGUUGGCUGCGCAAGCGUGUUGGCGUCGUUUAGACGCCAACAGGGCAUUAUCGCGCUUGAUACGAGAGUCGACGCUGAUAUUCAGUCCUUAGCGCGAGCAAAACGUUUGAUAGUCGUAUAUUUCCUCCCAUAUUCGUGCACCUAUGUCCAAGUUCUAAUCACUCGUGUCUGAACGACAAUCGAUUGGCUCCUACUGGGAAAAAGGUGAGUAUCUACCGCCAUUCAUUGAUUUUUUUUUUCUUUUAGCUUGCUUGAUAUGGAUGACAGUCCAUUGACCUGUAGGCGGCACCAAACAUCAAAGAUUAGUUAACUCAAAAACACGAGGUGCCAUAUUUAUAAAGUGAACUUUUUCAGGCUCUAAAUUUUUCGUGUUUACAACUUUCUAAGAAUAUAAUCGAAAUAUGAGCAUAGUUAGGGGUAUAAAGGGUCAACAAGUUCUGGAUUCGGAGAAAAAGUUCAAAUUAGCUGUUUUAUUUAUUUUUUUUUGCUUCUGACUUGUACCUCUCUCGAUAAGAAAAAUACUUAACUGAAUCACGAGUAACAUUUACUUUCAGCGCGAAAAUUCCCUUAUGUAGUUUGAAGCCUCCCUUUUUUAAAGACUGUUGGUUCUUAGUGAUAUUUCGGUGGGCAUGAAGGUCUAAUGUUUGAUUUCAAGUAAAGUUCUAAAUUUCGAUAUCAAGAAGUUAAAAAGCCACUGUGUUUGAAAAAUUCUAAAAAUUUGAGCGAGUAGAAAUUGAAAGUGUUUUUUAAUACCAAUCUGGCUAAGUUUAACGGCUUAAUAAUUUGACAUCCUCUGUGAUUCAAAGAAAAAUACUUUUUACUGUAUUCUAAGGUGUUUUUUUUCAAAUUUAUUUUGUAAGGAAAAAGAAAAAAGAACGUUCAGACGCUUUGGAAUACGGGAGGCGCGAGAUGUUCCAGCGGAAGAUAGGCUCAUCCAGUCAUCCGGACUGUGGGCGGAGCCAGCCGCUGGCAGACUUGUCGGCAUUUGCUGGCGACGCCACUGCGAGCGAACAGACCCGCGACGAGCGACCAAACCACGAACACAACGACGAAUCCAUGCGAACACAGACGACUACCCUCGAACGACGGCGACAGCGACCCCGUCCGACAGCCGCCUUCGGACAACGAAGAGCACUGUUCGCUGCUCUGUUGCUGUGCCUCUCGACGAUCGUCAGGAGCGCGCCUCUCCGUGGCGACGUCUCCGCUGACGACGACACGCCUCUCUCCAUCGCCGACGGCUUCAUUCCCUACUCUAUAGGUUGGCCUUUGAGCUGUCUUCAGCUCCUACCCAUCCUUUUUCCAGGAAACGACACAGGACUGAGGGAAUUUUCAAGAAAGGCCUUCUUCUCACUUCACAGCACGACCGUCGAAGCCAAACUUCUGCCGCCAGCAGAAGAAGUCCAAAUGAAAAGUCUCAGUCCAGCCAAAUCUAGGUCCCAUCGGAAAAAAGGACGGCCAGGUUAGCCUUUCAGUCUUCCUAUCCUCUUUUCUCUCUUAAUGAGUUAUCAAGUAUUCGGGUUGAUAUUUUAUAGAGUAUGAAAAAUUUUUAAAAAGUAUUAGGGGAUUUCUUAUUAACUGCCUCAAAGGAAUUUAUGAGGGUUAAAGCUUCUUAUCGAGACUUUAUUGAUAAUUUUCAUACGUAGAGCUUUUUAUCGAAACUUUAACGACAAUUUUGAUAUCUUCUUCGUUUUUAAUCCUUUUUUAUUUUAUUUAUCGACUCCAAUGUCAUUAAUAUGAUGCAAACCUAUAUUUUUUGCAGAAUUUUCUCUAUUUAAUGAUUUUUUUUGUGCUACUAGCGAGUCCGUGUCGUUUUUUUUUCAAUUGCGUUUUGCUUUCUGCUGCAUCUUCGAAUUAGUGUUCUUCGUCAAAUGAAAACAUCAUUUCUUGCUUGCAUUCUGAUUCUCAUAUCCUAUUGCUCAUCGUACAGUGAUUCUUCUCUUUUUCGUUAUUUUUUUUUCGAACCAUCAAGCCAGAGAGCCUCUGUAGCUCGAUUCGUUCAAAUAUGUGUUAUCAUUAUGUUUAACUCUUUGCUGAUCAAUUUCGAACGCUUCUAAGUUAAAGGAGAGAAAAUUGGGACCGGCGAAUUGGCAACAAUGCUUGACUUGAGUAUCCAUCAUCUUUACACCGGUUGGUGCUGAUUCACCGGCCCAUGCAAAAAGCCGUUGGUUUUCAUUGACAACCUCGAGAAGAAGUCGAAAAUCGAUGGCAGGUGGGAGCUAAGUGUUAUGAUGCGUGACACAUGUCCGCGGUUUCGAGUUUCUCGCUUCAACCUGCUUUUUUCGGUUUACCAACAAUCUUGGCCAAUAGACGACCCUGAGGCGAUUACUGCGCCUUUGCUACACCGAUUUAGUGGCCGCUUAGCCGUGUAGAUAAGCUUUUCGCGGCAGCCUGUAUCAAUCGUUGCGGAUUUUCCGGCAAAUUUUGAUAUUCGUACUGUGCUGAUGAACAAAGGACAGUUCUGGCAGAGAACAAACAAAAAUGGGAACCUACGUAGAAUACUUUGCGAUUAUUUUUCCAGUAGGAAUCGCUUUCUUCGUAAAAAAAAAACUUCAGAAAUAUUCAGAGGAGAAUUCGUUUCUAUGUGUAAGAGUUAGGGUUUUCUCUGAAUUGUAUUUCGAAAAAAAAGGUUCGAGAGGACUUUAUUUAGUCUGCAAGCUCUCUUCUUGAAUUAUAUAUAUUUUUUGACGGAAGCAAGAAAAUCCGAUUCCUCGUUUUUCCAUCGGUGCUUUUUCAGCACAUUUCAAUAUUUUUAUCAUGUAUCACUUCAAAGCUUCAUCGAAAUCAGAAAGCAAGUAAGCUCAAAAGUUGUAAACCGCGUCAAAACUAUUAUUUUUUUGCGGUGAACACGACCAAAGUAUUUGUGAAUGGGCUUCUUUCACACUUUGAUGACCUCCUCCUCAUGUCUUUUUUUCCCUUCGUUUCUCAUUAAACUUUCCGGAUGUUAAACGGUGUGGCCAUCGUUUUAGUGAGGCAGAGUUUUGGUUUGCAGGAAACCCAAGGAAGAAAGUUCUCGACGGGCGGAAAACGGCUUUGCUAGCCGUCGCCGACCCCGACGCGUUGCGGAUGCAGCAGCGCUGCGAGGGACAAAAGUUCAAGCAGCGCGUCAAAGUCGACGGUUGCCUCACCAAAAUCGUCGUUAACAGGUUCGUUAUCUCGAAAUCAACUUCUUUAUUUGAUUCCGUCUUCUUUCCGAAUUAUUCCUUUUUUUCUCAGCUGAUCUGCUAAAUCCAGAAAACUUAUCUCUUGCUUGUGAAUUUUCGAAUCUUAGAAUUUCUGAUGCCGUAACUUCUCUAUCAUCUUUGUUCGUUCGUUGCUAGAAUCGUUCUUGUAGCACUUUAGAACAAAACCAAAAAGUGUUAGCUGUAGUGCAAUCGCUUUCUUCCAUGCUCAAAAUUAUGUAUUUUAUUUUGCGCCCAGUUUCUCCAGAAGAGAAUUUGAGAUUUGCAAUGAAUACAUUUUGAACCUAGCUUUACUAAAAUGUAUUCCACAUGUAAUUUUACUCACUAUUUGAGGGGAAGACACCGGCCCUUGAGUUGUUUUUGAACUAAAAAGAAUCCUUCCCCUUCUUUUCAUGCGACCGAAGAACUUCAGGUUAUGCCACGGCACGUGUGCGAGCUACUUCAUUCCUCGAAUGCAUUCGAAAAAGCUGAAGGCGUCGUUCAAGUCGUGCGCGACGUGUGCGCCUUCAGACUACGACUUCGUCGAUGUGACGUUGGACUGUCCGGGGCAGGAUCCGCCGCAAGUCACGCGCAGAAUCAUCAAAGUGAGUUCUGUUUUCUUAAAUCUUUAUUCUAUAACGGGGGAAUAUUUCUAAAACCAAAAAUGUUAGUCUCAUAAAACUUUAAGAAUUUUCUUUUCCAUACUCAUCUUGCUUUAACUUAAUGAUUAGAGGACUUCAAAAUCAAUUAUUGGUUUCACGUUAAUAAAGUUAAUAACAAUAAUUACUCAUCAUUCCACAGAUCAGCUGUUAGAUUUAUUCGAUUGCUUUGAUGUUUUUAUUUUUUUGUAUUUGUCGUGCAGAUUGCGGAAUGGCGAAUAAACAUUUGAAAUGAAAAAAAUUUUUCUUUUUGAACAACCAUGUUAUCCCUUUAGAUUUGAAAACUUUCAUUAUAUACCUCUGGCUAUUUUGCUACCUUUUUUUAAUAUAAUUAUAGAAAACCAAAUUGCUAAAUUUUUUUCGCUCCGUGAUUAAUAUUGAAAGAGUCAAAAAAAGAAAAAAAUGGUUACAAAUAAAGCGAUUUUUAAAUUCUAUUCUAACAAAAAAAAUGUUAUAUUCUCUCGAUAAUCCUUGAAAAACUUGUUGAAAUACUCAUUUCACUUCUUUUUACUCAAUCAAAUCUGUGCGAAAUUCCCAAACCUUCUUAAUUGAAUUGAAAAUCCUACUUUUCUGCAAAUUUUCACUCUGCGCGAAAUUAAUUUUCAAAAAAGGUUAAACAAUCAAUUUCAACGCAAAUAAAUUGAGUUUGAAUGAUUAAUGUGCAAAUUGUUUCACAGGUGAAGCAGUGCCGGUGUAGAGACGUCGACCUGUCAUCAUUAAAUUUUUGA